AGUGAAUGAAUACAACCUAGAUGUCUAACAGCCUGACUGUCAGUAUACUGUGAUACAUUUAUGCAUAAUACUGCUCAGCAUGACAGUGCACAGACUAGAUUGGGGUUUGGCAAACUACAGCUCCCCAGCCAAAUCUAGCCUACUGCCAGUGGUGUUUUUUUUUGUUUGUUUGUUUUGUUUGUUUUAUGCUCCGGGCUGCACGGCUUGCGGGAUCUUAGUUCCCUGACCAGAGGUUGAACCCAGGCCCACGGCAGUGGAAGCGUGGAGUCCUAACCACUGGACCGCCAGGGAAGUCCCAUACCACCUGUUUUUGUAAGGCCUGUGAGCAAAGAAUGGUUUUUGUUUUUAAAUGUUUGGAAAAAAAAAAAAUCAAAGAAUAAUAUUUCACGACACCUGAAAACUAUAUGAAAUUCAGCUUUCGGUGUCCAGAAAUAAAGUUUUAUUGGAACAUACCUAAGCUUAUUCAUUUGUGUGUCGUCUAUAGGUGCUUUGUGCUGCAUUGACAAAGUUGAGUAGUUGUGACAGAGACUAUCUGGCCCAUAAUACCUAAAAUAUUUAUCAUCUGGCUCUUUACUCACAGUUGCCAACCCCAUAACUAGCCUGUCAACAUGGUUGAAUCUUAAGAACAUAAUAUGGAACAACAACAAAAAACUAGUUGCAGAAGAAAUUGGGUACUAGUUAUAUUGACUUCAGCGUGUAAAUCAGCUCUGCAGAUCUUACGGGUCAUACAGAUGGAUUAAAAGUGUAAAAGCGCUCGUGGGGAUGCUGAACGCAAAUUUAGCAUGAACGGUUGCUUUUGGGAAGAAUGAGGUUGGAAAGCACGCUGGCAAGCUCUGACGUCAGCCGGCGGAAGUGGCUGAUCCCGGGAGCAGAGCAUUCCAUCUUCACUGGGCAGCCUCUGGACACGCGGGACAGCAAGGCGGACAGCCAGCCAGAGGACACCUGCCUUCCUGGGUACCAUUCUCCUCUGGAAAAGGAUCCUUCACCUGGAAGUUCACCAACAAGUUUAUGGAUAAAAAAACAAAGAGACACUUCAGACACACCAAUCAUGAAAGCUUUGAAAGAACUUGAUGAAGAAAAAGUAUUUAAAAAUUGGGGCACACAGACAGAGAAAGAGGAUACCUCAAGUAAAUUAUUGACCCCUAGGCUAACUGACACUUCAGUCAAUGCAAGUCGGUCCCCAGAGAAGGGCGCCCAGCAAAGACAAAAGAGAUUUAAUUCUGCUUCACAGAGAUCGUCAUCUUUACCACCUUCAAAUCGUAAAUCAAGUACUCCAACAAAAAGAGAGAUUAUGUUAACACCAGUGACUGUGGCUUAUAGUCCAAAGCGAUCCCCUAAAGAAAAUUUGUCCCCAGGAUUUAGUCAUCUACUUAGCAAAAAUGAAAGCAGCCCGAUUCGAUUUGAUAUACUUUUGGAUGAUUUAGAUACUGUUCCUGUGUCUACAGUACAACGUCCCAAUCCAAGGAAACAACUCCAGUUUCUUCCUCUAGAUGACUCAGAAGAAAAAAAAUACUCAGAAAAAACCACUGACAUCCAUGUUAAUCAUAGCUCUUCCCCCGAACCGUUGCCAAGUGGAGUGAAGAAAGUCUCUGUGAGAUCAGCCUGGGAGAAGAAUCAAUCAGUUAGCUAUGAACAGUGCAAGCCUGCCUACGUACCACCACAGGGUAAUGAUUUUGAGUAUACAGCAAAAAUUAGGACCCUAGCUGAAACGGAACGGUUUUUUGAUGAACUUACAAAAGAAAAAGACCAGAUUGAGGCAGCACUAAGCCGAAUGCCUUCUACUGGAGGACGAAUCUCUCUGCAGACAAGAUUGAAUCAGGAAGCCUUGGAAGAUCGUUUGGAGAAGAUUAAUCGAGAGCUGGGUUCAGUUCGUAUGACAUUAAAGAAAUUUCAUGUUUUGCGCACCUCUGCAAAUCUUUGAGAUUUGUAGCCAUUAAAUUUUGAGACAGUUUUGUUUGCACUAAUGUGUAAUUAUGCACUCAGAAAAGGCAAACUAUUUUGUACUGUUUAUAAGCUUUCACACAGUAGUUUUACAAUCAUGCUAUUCUUUACACUUGCUAUUUUAUACUUCAAAUGGCCACAUAUUUUCAAGAUAUUUUUAUUAUGCUCAGGAAUCUCUUGUAUAUUUUACUAUUUAAAAAGUAUUAUUUUUAAAUAGUAUAUGUAUCCAAUUUAUAUCAAGAAUAAGGAAAUGUAAAUAGGGGAGACAGCUCUGUUUCUAAACAAAUAGUGUUAUCCUUUUACCAUUAACUUUGCACACCAAUUUUAUAAACUUGUUCUACAUUGUGAAUGUGAUUCUUUUUUUAAAAAAAUAAAUGCUUAAGAACAGCUUCCGUAACGAUAGACUAAUUCAUGCUGAAUGCAA
Molecule: messenger RNA, 2365 nt
Organism: Physeter macrocephalus (sperm whale)
Lineage: Eukaryota; Metazoa; Chordata; Mammalia; Artiodactyla; Physeteridae
Product: M-phase phosphoprotein 9-like
Exons: 9
Coding region: 806-1921 (371 amino acids)
Cellular component (GO): centriole
Source: RefSeq, a predicted model, not a curated record